This is a messenger RNA of Aureobasidium pullulans EXF-150, 389 nucleotides long. RefSeq lists its product as uncharacterized. NCBI's taxonomy places the organism in Eukaryota, Fungi, Ascomycota, Dothideomycetes, Dothideales, Saccotheciaceae. The record is from RefSeq and is a predicted model, not a curated record. The transcript has a single exon. Bases 24 to 251 code for a protein of 75 amino acids.
AUAACCAACUACACCACAGAACCAUGUGCUUGAUGACAAGAAGAAGAUGUGAGCGCCUAUGUUUCUGUUUUCUGCCGUGGGCAGGGCAUGAGGCAGAGUCGAGGUGUCCAGAGAGGUUAUCGUCAGUGUCAGGCAGUGGUCGGACAGGUGGAGGACUCAGGUGUGGAUUGAACGAGCCGAAACGUUCAAGAAAACUCCGAAGGAAGCCACGGGUCUUGAACUCGUACCUAAACAGAGGCCGACACACGUAGAGCCCGCCUGAGCAUUGGUUCGCGGUGCUGUCCUUGACCAGAACACUCAAACACCGACCUCGGUUCCCUUUACCUUGCAAUAUCCGCUGAAUAUGCUCAUCAAUCCAUGUACAAUCCAGGCUGUCUUGUCAAGUCUUG